Catharus ustulatus (Swainson's thrush) is the source of this 3197-nucleotide messenger RNA. RefSeq names its product guanylate cyclase 1 soluble subunit alpha 1 (gene GUCY1A1). Lineage: Eukaryota; Metazoa; Chordata; Aves; Passeriformes; Turdidae. The record is from RefSeq and is a predicted model, not a curated record. Gene Ontology annotation, cellular component: guanylate cyclase complex, soluble. The coding region runs from base 282 to 2348 and encodes 688 amino acids. The transcript is spliced from 9 exons. Gene Ontology annotation, molecular function: guanylate cyclase activity; heme binding. Gene Ontology annotation, biological process: cGMP biosynthetic process; response to oxygen levels.
CGCCGCCGCGCCGCGCCCGCUCCCCAAAUACACCUUGGCGGCGCCGGGGAGCGGUAGCGGCGCUUGCCUAGAGCCCCUCGGCUGGGCUGCGACUGCGGGCGCUCCGCACCAUGGGGCACAGAUUCUUUCCUGUGGUGAUUUAUAGCUACCAGUAACCUUCCACGGUGGUUACCUUAUCAACUUAGUAUUCUGCCAUCUUCUGCUCUUGUUAGUAAACAGAAGAGAACUAUUAAACACAGAGCUAAGUACUCCUAAUCUCAAGAGAGAAACUUCGUUACAGUAUGUUCUGUACAAAACUGAAAGACUUGAAGAUCACAGGAGAAUGUCCUUUCUCCUUACUGACUCAAGGUCACAUUACUGAGGAACAUGACAAGGACUGCACAGAAAACAGCUCUAGAGCAACUUUGCCCAUCUGCAAAGAAGUCCAUGAAAAAGAUGGUCAAGGAAACAAUCCACAAAGGAAAACAAGCAGAAGUAGAGUGUACCUGCACACACUAACUGAAAGCAUCUGCAAACUAAUCUUUCCUGAGUUUGAAAGGCUAAAUCUUGCACUGCAGAGAACACUUGCAAAGCACAGAAUAAAAGAAGCCAGAAAAACUGGUGAUAGAGAAGAUUUUGAAAAAAUAAUCAGUGAUCAUGCCACUGCAGCAGGUGUUCCCGUGGAGUCUCUACGGGAAUCUCUUGGCGAAGAGCUAUUCAAAAUAUGCUAUGAAGAGGAUGAAUACAUAUUAGGGGUUAUUGGAGGCACCCUUAAGGACUUCUUGAAUAGUUUCACUACUCUGCUGAAGCAAAGUGGCCACAGCCAAGAAGCAGGAAAAAAGGACAGACUUGAAGAUGCCUCCAUAUUAUGCUUGGAGAAGGAUCAGGACUUCUUAAAUGUUUAUUAUUUCUUUCCUAAGAAAAUCACAAGUCUUAUUCUACCUGGUAUCAUUAAAGCAGCAGCUCAUAUUUUGUAUGAAACUGAGGCGGAAGUGAUGCUCAUGCCUCCUUGUUUUCAUAAUGAUUGCACUGAGUUUGCUAAUCAGCCUUAUUUACUGUAUUCUAUACAAGUCAAAAGUGCAAAACCUUCCUUAUCUCCAUGUAAACCACAGUCUUCACUUGUGAUUCCUGCCUCUGUGUUCUGUAAGACUUUCCCAUUUCAUUUUAUGUUUGACAAGGAUAUGUCAGUUCUUCAAAUUGGAAAUGGCAUAAGAAGACUUUUGACCAGGAGAGAAUUUCAAGCUAAGCCCAAUUUUGAAGAGUAUUUUGAAAUUCUUACCCCCAAAGUAAGCUGCACUUUUAGUGGAAUAAUGACAAUGUUAAAUAUGCAGUUCACUGUACGAGUUAGAAGAUGGGAUAAUACUGAUAUGAAACCGUCCAUGGUAAUGGAUCUUAAAGGCCAAAUGAUCUAUAUUUUUGAAUCCAGUGCCAUUCUAUUCUUGGGAUCUCCCUGUGUGGACAGACUAGAAGAUUUUACAGGACGUGGAUUAUAUCUCUCUGAUAUUCCCAUUCACAAUGCUUUAAGAGAUGUUGUUCUGAUAGGAGAGCAGGCCAGAGCCCAGGAUGGACUGAAGAAGAGAUUAGGAAAGCUGAAAGCAACCCUUGAGCACGCCCAUCAAGCACUUGAAGAAGAGAAGAAGAAGACUGUAGAUCUUCUGUUUUCAAUUUUUCCUGGAGAGGUUGCUCAGCAGCUGUGGCAGGGACAAGUUGUACAAGCCAAGAAAUUUAAUAAUGUCACAAUGCUUUUUUCUGACAUUGUUGGAUUCACUGCCAUCUGUUCCCAAUGCUCACCUAUGCAGGUUAUCACCAUGCUUAAUGAGCUUUAUACUCGCUUUGAUUACCAAUGUGGAGAGCUAGAUGUCUACAAGGUUGAGACUAUUGGAGAUGCCUACUGUGUUGCUGGAGGCUUACACAAAGAAAGUGAAACACAUGCUGUUCAAAUAGCACUGAUGGCACUGAAGAUGAUGGAACUGUCAGACGAGGUGGUGUCUCCCCAUGGAGAGCCUAUCAAGAUGCGUAUUGGCCUUCAUUCUGGAUCUGUCUUUGCUGGAGUUGUUGGGGUUAAAAUGCCUCGUUAUUGCCUUUUUGGAAAUAAUGUAACCCUUGCCAAUAAGUUUGAAUCUUGCAGUAUACCUAGAAAAAUAAAUGUCAGCCCAACAACCUACAGGUUGUUAAAGGAAUACCCAGGUUUUGUGUUCACACCACGCUCAAGAGAGGAGCUUCCCCCAAAUUUUCCGAGUGAUAUCCCUGGAAUGUGCUAUUUUCUGGAUGCUUAUAUUCAAGGAACAAACUCACAGACUUGGUUUCAAAAGAGAGAUUUGGGAGAUGGCAAUGCCAAUUUUUUCGGUGAGGAAACAGGAAUAGACUAAAUUGUACAUUCACAAAUGUAUAGAAUAAAUUUAUAAAUAUUUGGAUUUUUUUUUAAUAAAUUGAAAUUUUUUAAAACUGUAUGAAACCUGAAAGCACUUUAGAUUGUUAACACCUGAAAGCCAGUAUUAAAAUUUCAGGAAGUAUGUCACUGACUACUUUUUAUUUUUCCUUUGCAUAAGGAACAUAGUCGCAAAAGCAAUGUUGCAACGUCACUGUUGGAAAUGCUACUAUAAACUGUAUUUUCCCUGUGGUAAUUUGUAAGUACUACAGUUCUCUCUAUACUGGGAAUUCUAGAUGUAUUGUGUAUGCAGUUUGUCAGGAAAUGUAAUGUGCAAGUGAUGCAGCUACAUGCAGUGUUGUGAGCUGGUGCUUAUCAAUGACUAUGAAAAUAUUUUUUCUUAGAAAUUCCGUAAGAAAAUGUCCAUUAAAAUAUUGUCAUUGCCAUCACAUACUCCUUCCAGUCCAUUGUGUGGGCCCCAUCCUAGAAGGCUGCUGACCAUCUUCUCACACCGACUGGUCAAAGUAUGAGGGUGCUCAGCAUUUUCUGGAUCACGCUGCUAAUUGUAGCUAAUACACAUGCACAGCAGAGUUACUGCUUACUGUUUCAUGAACCUUAUUUUGUAUAUAAAAUGAAUAUAGAUUAAAACACUGUAUAAUCACAUACUAACGUCUCUGUAAUCAUCAAACUAUUUUAGUUCAUAGAGUUUUAAAAGUACUUAAAAAUUAUAAUAUCCACUUGUUAUUAUGUAUUACAGCAAUAAAUGUUUUCUUUUUGUUGUCAUUUAAAAUUGAAAUGUUUUAACAGAAUGUAAUAAAGUAUGCUUUGAAAUGUUUGCUUAGAAAUGAAA